Messenger RNA from Nipponia nippon (crested ibis), 9257 nucleotides. The record is from RefSeq and is a predicted model, not a curated record. NCBI's taxonomy places the organism in Eukaryota, Metazoa, Chordata, Aves, Pelecaniformes, Threskiornithidae.
AUGGGGGGUCAGUACCUGAAGCGGGGGCCCGAGCAGCACUCCCCACCGUGGGCUGUGUGCGUUGCCGCACGCGUCCUUGCAGCCGUUGCUCCUGGCGCGCGAGGGACCGACAGCCACAACAGCUUUUCCCAUCUGCCUAACGGGCUCUACCCGUCGUACAUUCCCCUGAGCCACCUCGAGCCCCCCAGCGCUGGCAGUCCUCUCCUGGCCCAGCUGGGUCAGCACAGCCUCUUCGAGUCACAGAAAGAUGGGUUCUACCUGUCCAGCCACGCGGGCCAGUCCGCUUUGCACCCACAGCCUCCCCUCUCGAGGACUGCGGGCAACCACACGUCGAGCACUUUGCUCCGGGAGAAGGACCUUGGGCAGCUGCACAAGAGCUCGAAAGAAAGCCUGAAAGACCCUGGAGGGAAGGAGCGGGCAUGCCGGAGCGAUCUGUCCCUGCCCUUUGCCAAGAAGGAGGGCAAGCCGAAGGAGGAGCCCCGGCCCCGCAGCGUGGUAGACCUCACGCAGGACACCAAGCCCGACAGCGACAGGAAAGUGAGUGUGGUGGAGAAGGCGGUGAAGGUUGGCGAGCGUCUCUCGCCGUUCCUGGCUGAGCACAUGCCAAAUCGGGGCGCAGGCGGUGGGGAACCCAAGUCCAAGAACCCACUGCAGAGCUCUUCCCUCAGCAACUGCAACGGCGGCGGGGACCCCAUGCUGAAGGUCCUGGGUGCCGAGCAGGACCGCUGUGCCAAGGAUCCCGCUCGGCACGAUGAGAACAUGAGGCCUUCUGCGCAUGCCCACGCCGAGCGGCUGAAGCGGGGGGAGCCCCUCCUGCCCUCUGUGGGCGCUUUGCACAUCUCCUGCAGCUGCCCGUCCCCGCACCCCUCGCAGCCGGGGAAGAUGACGCCGGCCACGACAUUCCCUCCGCAGCCCGUCCAUUCCAGCAUGUACACCAUCUUUCCGCCGGCCAAGGAGCUGGGGAGGGAGCACAAAGUCAUCGCCCCCACCUUUGUGCCUUCGGUCGAAGCCUAUGACGAGAGGAGUGGGCCCAUCCAAAUCGCCUCACAGGCCCGCGACAACAAGGCGAAGGACAAGGACCUUGGCAAGGUGGGGGUGCUGCAGUCGCCCACUGAGCGGUGCCUUGCAGAUGCCUCCCGCACGCUCUUGUCCCAGGACUUUUCUUGCCACAGCGAUGCCAAAAGGAUGGAGGCUCUGAGGGAGAAGGGCUCGGUGAUCAGGGCGAACUCCAUGGCGCUGAAGAGACAGGUCACUUCGGAGCCCUUCCUCAACCGGACGGGGCUGGGCUCUCCAGAGAGCAGGGAGUUCCUGGCCUCCAAGGACUUGCUGAAGCCGAGUCCGGAGGCAGAGCAUCGCCCUUGUGAGCGGGACCGCUUCCAGCGAUCCAGCUCCAAAGAAGCGGCGAAGGUCUAUGGCACUUUGGACUCCUCCCGGCAGCACCUGGACCAUGGUCAGCUGAAACCGCCCGAGCAGAAGUGGAAGCCCUUUGAGAUGGGCAACUUUGCCACCACACAGAUGGCGGUGCUGGCUGCGCAGCACAACCACGUCACCCGGGCGGAGGAGGAAGCCAAGAAGGUCUACCUUGACCCCAGUGGCUUGCCGCGGUCCUCGGUGGUGGGCUCGCGGGGUGCCGCGGACGUCCUCCAUCCUGCCUCCCAUGGUGAAGGGUCGGCCAUGCAGAGCCUCAUCAAGUACAGCGGCAGCUUUGCCAAGGAGACUGCGUCCCGGCAGAGCUGUGGCAAGAAGAGCCCCUUUGGCGGCUUGGGCAACAUGAAGUUGGACUCUUCGCAGCUGGGUGCCUCCAAAGUGCAGCAGCUGCUGUCUCAGCAGCCAGCGAAGCAGCUGAAGAGGGACCCCGAGAGACCUGAGAGUGCCAAAUCCUUUGGCCGUGAGAGCAUCGGCUCCCAGGGCGAGGUGGAGGUGAGGCACUUGCCCGUUGGCAUCGCCGUGGCCGUGGCCCGGCAGAAGGACAACAGCAGCAGCAGCAGCAGCAAACUGGGGCCCAGCUUGGCGGACCGGGAUCGCUCGCUGUCUCUCAGCAGCAUCAAAGGGCAUGGACGCUCGGAAGAUGAUUGCGGGGAUGAGAGGAGCCGCCACCGGGACAGCCACCUCCUGGCAGGGCGCUUGGAGCGGGAUCAGGAGAAGCUGCUCAGAGAGAGCAAGGAGCUGGCAGAUUUUGCCCGGAUACACCCGUCUGGCUGCGCCACGAAUGGUUUGAACUCCAACCUCAUGGUGACGGGAGGCCCAGCCUUGACGGGCUCCGGGCGCUGGUCUGCAGACCCGGCUUCGCACUUGGCAGCCCACCCCUGGCUCCCCAGGACAGGGAGCCCGUCCAUGUGGCUGGCCGGCCAUCCCUAUGGACUCGGUCACCCUUCCCUGCACCAGGGCAUGACUCCAGGCUUCCCCCCUGCCAUGGGGGGAGCUCUCCCUUCCGCCUACCAGUUUGCCAGAGACCCGCAAUCGGGGCAGCUUGUUGUGAUCCCCAGUGAGCACUUGCCACACUUCGCGGAGCUGAUGGACCGGGCGCCCCCACUGUGGCCCGCUAUGUACCCCCCAACCAGGAGCUCCCUCCAGCAUGCUCACCAGCUCCAGCUCCUCUCCCAUCAGCAGCUGCUGCGGCAGCAUGAGCUCUACAUUCUGCAGCAGCAAGCGGCCCAUGCCAUGGAGCUACAGAGGAGCGCCCAGCUCGUGGAGAGGUUGAAGGCGAACGAGCAGCGUGCAGAUAUGGAAGAGAAGGUGACGAAGCGGAGCCUGGACAGUGCCAAAUCUGGCCUUUCCUCCUCUGCCCCAGGACUGGUGCACCGAAAACCACCUGUGCUGUCUCCCAGCGCCUCCACGUCCUACAGCAAGGCUGUGAGUCCACCUCCCCUCUCUCCCAGGGCCUCACCCGUGUCUGUGCUCAAAGCUGAGGUGAUCCAAAAGAUGGAGGAGCCACCUUCGCAGCCAGCCUACUCCUACCCCGCCACCCCCAGCUCUCAUCCUUCCAGCCCACCCCCUGCCUCUCCACCCCCUGCCCCUGCCAUCCCUCCAAAGGAAGAGGUGCCCGAGACCGUGGAGAAGAAAGACCUGGAGCUGGAAAAAGAGGCUGCUGGUCCAUACCAGGCCUUGUUCCCAGAGAUCCCCCCAGGAUAUCCAUUCCAGUCCCUGCCUCCCUCUUUUGGAAGACACUAUCCCUACCUCCUCCAGCCUACCGCAGCAUCUGAUGCGGAUGGCCUGGCUCCUGACGUCCCGCUGCCUGCUGAAGGUUCUGAGCACAUGGAGCUUUCCCCAGAGGUCAAGCCCAUCCACCUGUCUCCGUCCAAAAUCCUAGAGCCCAUCCAAGCAGCAGCAGAAGAGGAGUCCUUGGAAGAGAGGGUGAAAUCAGAGGUGCAGAUGGAGGAAAGCCAAGAAGGCAUCUGUGAGCAGGACAUGGGGACUCUGAACAUCACCACCUCUGCAGCCGUCCCAGUGCAGAAUGUGGACAAUUGCAAUCUCCUGUUGCAUCAAGGUGAAGCCCUGGGUGCUAUGGAGCAGGACCAGGAAGACCUCCAGAGCUGCCCACCUCCUUACCAGGUUGUGGCCUGCCCUGCAGAAGCAGAGGCUCAGGCAGAGACUGGGAGUGGAGCAGAAACCUGCUCUGUGCACAUGGACUAUGAUGGUUCGCUCGUGCAUGCGGAGAACGAGCCGCCUGCGAUGGACUUAACGCCCCAGCGGGAGGAGGCCUCUGUAGCCAUGGAUCUGCAGAGCGCUGAUGUGCCCCGGGGGAGGGAGUUUCCCAGCCUGCCCCCUGAGGAGGGGGAGCAGGGGCCAGAGAUCCCUUCCUACACGGAGGAGGCAAUCUCUUGCCAAAUCCCAGCUCUGGACAUCAAGCCGGGCGACCCGCUGGCUGGGAUGAAUGCUUUGGUGGCUGCCACAGAAAUGCCUCAGGCUUGUUCCUUGUUGACUACCACCAGCGUCACUCCAUCCCAGAUGAAGGUGGAGGUGUUACCUGACCAGGCCUUGGAGCACUCCUUCCUGCAAGGGAUCACUUUGCUGAGUGAAAUUGCAGAGAUGGAGCUGGAGAAGAGGAAGCAAGAAAUACAAACAGGUCCAGAGAGUUUCCCUGUCCGGCCAACGCUGGAGAGUUUGCUGGCUGCCAGCACCCACAUGCUCAUGGAAGUACUUUCCACCCCCUUUAUGGAAAGUCUGAAAACCAUCCGGCUGCCUCGAGAGCUGAAUCCCAACAAAAAGUACAGCUGGAUGCAGAAGAAAGAUGAACCCAUGUACUCCAUCAAAUCGGCCAUCGAGAACAUGGAUGCAAUGGAGUUGGACUACAGGAUGAGGCUGGCGGAGCUGCAGCGCCGGUACAAGGAGAAGCAGCGGGAGCUGGUGAAGCUGCAGCGCCGCAGGGACUCCGAGGAAAAGCAUGACGAGAAAAGUAGAAGCUUGGCGAGAAGAGGCCCUGGAAGGCCCAGGAAGAGGAAACUUGGAUCAAGCGCUCUGUCACCCAUUAAGGAGAGAGGGAAGAGUGACAGCAAGAGUGGAAAACUGAGCAAGUCCUUGUUGCUCUCCGAAGACUCUGAGACUGGCGAGGGCAUGAAGAAGAGGCACAAAGGGGCCCUCCCGGAGGAGGACGAGGAUGUGGAGAGCGGCAGUAGCAAGAUGAAAGGGAGGAACCAGAGCUGGGAAGAGCAUGAUGCGGCUCCCAGCUUCUCAAACGAGUUAAAGCUCAAGAAGAAGAAGGUACCAUCGGAUCAGGAGCAGCUGGCCAGCAAGCUUGACAAGGCCCUGUCACUCACCAAACAAGACAAGCUCAAAUCCCCUUUCAAGUUUGCUGACAGCUCUGGGGGAAAGCUGAAAACUAGUGGAGGUGGCAGCAGGUACCUCCCACCCCACGAGGCUCUGCCAAGCAAGGAGGAGAAGAAGAGCCUGGCCAAGAACCUGGGCCUGUCACUGAAAACCACCAAGGAAGGUAAAAACAAAGUGGCUGCCAAAAUGAAGAAGAUGGAGGUGGGGUUAAAAGUCAAAAAUCAGCUCAAGGUUUCUCAUUCACCAGCAAUAUCUGAAGUUAGCAGCUACUCGUAUAGUAAGGGGCCCCCCCGCGCGGCGGGGCCGGGCGGCCCCCGAAAGCCGAAGGCGGUGGCGGGCCGGAAGCAGCCCUUCUGCCUGCUGCUGCGGGAGGCCGAGGCAGGAUCUUCCUUCAGCGACUCCUCGGAGGACUCGUUCGAUCAAGAUUCUAGCUCAGAGGAAGAGGAAGAGGAGGAUGAAGAGGAAGAGGAGGAAGGAGAGGACUAUGGGACAGAUGGCACCGACAGGCUUUCAUCGCCUGCCCUUGAUGAGAGCGGUCUGGGCCUUCUAGCAAGGUUUGCUGCCAGUGCAAUGCCCAGCCCCAUCGUUCCCCCUCCACUUUCCAUCAUCCAGCUGGAGGCCAAGCAGAAGGCGAAGAAGAAGGAGGAGCGGCAGAGCCUGAUGGGGACGGAGUUCGAAUACACUGACUCAGAGAGUGAGAUCAAGAUCAGGAAGAAGUCGCCUUCAGGGCUGCUGCGGGGAAAGAAGGGGCCACUGGAGGCAAGCAGCAUCCCACCAAACCAGGCCCCCAGCAGCCUCGACUCUGGAUCUGGGAGUGCUGACAAGGCCAAGCUUGGGUCUGAGAAAGGACGCAAGCUAAAGAAAUUCAAGUCCCCCAAGGACCUGAGCUUUGAGUUUGGGCUGGAGGCCAGUGAUGAUGACCUGUGGAACCGGCGCCGGAGCGAGCGGAUCUUCCUCCAUGACGCCACCACAUCCUCGGCCAUUCUGACCCCUGCGGCGCCUGCCAGCUCCACUCCUGUCUCCAAGCCUGGGCGCUGUGGCAAGGGGGCACCCAUGAGCCCCAAAAAGGAGGGCAGCAAGGGGAAGGAGAGGAAGGAGCUAAGCAAGCGGAAGAAGGGUAAAGAAACACCCUGCUGCUCCUCCUCCUCGUCCAUGUCUCCUCCUGGCAUCCCUAGCUCCCCAUCUGAUGUUCGUGUCAGUCUGGCAAAUGCCCUGGGCUCCACCAAGAAGAGCAAAGCCAAGGUGAAAGCCAAGGAGGUGAAAAAAGAGAACCGAGGGAAAGGAGGAGCUGUCAGCAAGCUCAUGGAGAGCAUGGCAGCAGAGGAGGAUUUUGAACCCAACCAAGACAGCAGCUUCUCAGAGGAUGAGAACAUCCCACUGAGCAUGCUGGUCGAGCGACCGCCCACACCAGCUCCCCGCUCCUGCAUAAUUGACAAGGAUGAGCUGAAAGAUGGUCUGCGUGUCCUCAUCCCCAUGGAUGACAAGCUGCUCUAUGCCGGACAUGUCAAGACGGUGCAUUCACCAGACAUAUACCGUGUGGUGGUGGAAGGUGAAAGGGGAAACCGUCCCCACAUUUACUGCCUGGAGCAGCUCUUGCAGGAAGCGAUCAUUGACGUGAAACCGCCUUCAGUGCGAUUCCUGCCCGAGGGCACAAGGAUUGCAGCCUACUGGAGCCAGCAGUACCGCUGCCUCUACCCAGGGACAGUUGUCCGAGGAGCCCUGGAUCUGGAGGAAGAUGGUGAUCUCAUCACAGUAGAGUUUGAUGAUGGGGACACGGGACGUAUCCCACUGUCUCACAUUCGUCUUCUCCCACCUGACUACAAGAUCCAGUGUGCUGAGCCUUCCCCGGCCCUUUUGGUGCCCAGCACCAAGCGCCGUAGCCGUAAAUCCAGCAAAGACACUGGAGAAGGAAAAGAAGGAGCUACACUGGGGUCAGAGGAGCCUGUGUCAAAGGGCAAAGGGCGAGGGAGAAAGCCAAGCAUCAAGGCAAAAGCUGAAGAGGCUGCCUUGCCAGAAGAGAAGGAUCAGGUUGAGUCUUCACCUGUUACCUCUUCAGUCCCAGAGAAGCCAACCUGCUUGGGCAAGCCAAGCAUGAAGGGGUCACGAAAAUCACAACCACUGCCGACUGGAGGCUCUCCUGCCCCCACAGAGGAAAAGCGGUCAAAAGCCAGCAAAAUGAAGAUCUCCACUAAGCUGCAUAGCCCCCCACAACCCACUUACCAGCCUGCUAUGUUUGGCAGCAUCCUUGGCACGGAGCCCUACAGCGACCUCCCAGGGACGCUGGCGGCCUUCGGCUCCAGCGAUGCUUCAGCAUCGAAAGCCAAGGCCAAGAAAGGGCGGCCCACAGAAGAGACACCCGAGUUUGGCACCAUGGUCAAGGCUCAGAGGAAGCAUGACAACGAAAUCCUGAUCAAGCUGGACCAUGAGGGCGUGAUGUCUCCAAAGACAAAGAAGAUGAAGGAGGCGAUGAGGAUGCUGGAGGACUCGAACCUGGCCAGUCGCAGAGACAGCAAGAGUCUCUUGGGACUGGGCUAUUCCCCUGCAGUGGGUGCGGAGGGCAAGCAGAAAUCUUCCCGUACCAAAGCAGCUGAGGGAGACCCUUCCCCUGCCAGCUUCGGAGGAAAGUUCGAUGGCUCAGCAGAGAGCCUCACUGCUUCAAAGGACCAGGAAGAAAAGGCAGCAGCUCCAGCAGCAGUGGAGGAGUCUGAGAGCAACAGCAGCGACAGCAGCUCGGAGUCAGAGGGAGAAGAGGAGGCUGAGAAGAACCGAGGGGAAGCCCAGGACAGCAGCUCGGCCAGCUCAAGAGCAUCCACCCCUCUCUCUUCCUCCAACUCCUCCUCCUCUUCCUCCUCUAGCAGCAGCUCCUCUUCAUCCUCCUCUUCCUCCUCUUCCUCAGCCUCAUCGACCUCUUCUUCAUCUAGCUCCAGCUCUUCUUCCUCCUCCACUACAGAUGAAGACUCCUCCUGCAGCUCUGAUGAUGAAGUAGCUGAGGCCCAGCCAAGUUCCUCGGUGCAGCAAACCCUCCCACCCAAGCAAACCAAGCAGGCAGGGAAAUCCCGCGCGUCCUCCCACCCCCAGAGCCAGAAACAGCCGGCGCAGCAGCCGGUGCAACAGCCGGCACCACAGCAGAGCGGCAACAAGAGCAGGCCCAAAAAGCGCGAGGGCAUCCACCUGCCCACCACCAAGGAGCUGGCCAAGCGCCAACGACUGCCGUCGGUGGAGAACAGGCCCAAGAUUGCCGCUUUCCUCCCUGCACGGCAGCUGUGGAAGUGGUUUGGGAAACCCACACAGAGACGAGGAAUGAAAGGAAAGGCCAGAAAGCUCUUCUAUAAGGCCAUUGUCCGGGGCAAGGAGAUAAUCCGCAUCGGAGACUGUGCGGUCUUCCUCUCAGCUGGCCGCCCCAACCUGCCCUACAUUGGCCGGAUCCAGAGCAUGUGGGAGUCGUGGGGGAACAACAUGGUGGUCCGAGUCAAGUGGUUUUAUCACCCAGAAGAAACCAACCCUGGGAAGAAACUCAACGAAGGCAAGCGCUGGGAUCAGAAAUCGGGCAGGAGUCUGUCCACAGCUUUGCAGGCAUCCAACCAGAGGAAGGACUUUAUGGAGCGAGCCCUCUACCAGUCCUCUCACGUGGAUGAAAAUGAUGUCCAGACCAUCUCACACAAGUGUCUUGUUGUUGGUCUGGAUCAAUACGAGCAGAUGCUAAAGACGAAGAAAUACCAAGACAGUGAGGACCUCUACUACCUUGCAGGGACCUACGAGCCCACUACGGGCAUGAUCUUCAACACCGACGGGGUCCCUGUCAUCUGCUGACCGCCCAGGGGACACGUGCCACCCCCUGGGAAGGGACGGGACAAACCUGAGGACGUGCCUGUUCAGACGACAUGAUUGUUUCUUUCAAUGCUCAUGACUCCUGUGUCACAUUACAGACAGGAGAGCGCGAGAGACACGAGGAGGAAGGAGAGGGCUGAAGAAAGGGGUUGGGGAAGCAGUUACAGGACUUGAGGAAGAUGCCGGUGGGGGGGGGUGGUGGUGGUGCUUUUGAACCCCAAGGCUCUUCUGGAAGUGGCUUUAAGUAAGGUGACACUUGACCAACUUCUCCCUUCCUCCUUUUGGUCCAGGAAAGCACAUGGGUCUCGUGAUCAUUUCACCAGCGGGACCCCCCCCAGCAGGAGGGAUCCCUUUUGUGUCAUUUGCCCCCAUCAGUAACUCGGAAGCUGCCUGUACGUGGAAGGACACCCACUAGCCUUCUGCGUAUGCUCCUCUCCGUCCUUAUAUUCCCUUUCCUGUUUAGUUUCGCAUGACCCUUUAGGAAGGACAGGGUGAAAGAGAAAGGAGAUGAGUCUCUCUCUCAGCGCCUCGUCUCGAUCCUCUCAGCGCCUUUUUGCGGUUCCCUUUCCCUGGAGGCCCCUGGCCAGCAGUGUGGAGCACGAAGAGGCAGAGCUGGCUUCAGCACGGAGAUGGCAGAAGAGGUCCUCUGGGCUGGGAGGAGC